Molecule: messenger RNA, 1071 nt
Organism: Racocetra persica
Lineage: Eukaryota; Fungi; Glomeromycota; Glomeromycetes; Diversisporales; Gigasporaceae
Source: the annotation of a GenBank genome assembly
AUGAAAUAACCAAAUUAAAUGUUGAUUCGAUGGAUUACCAUAACAAGAUCGAAGAACUUAAUUCAAGACAAGAUAAAGUUAUCAAUGAUUUACAUGGAGAAGAGGGGGUUGAAAAGCUUUGUACAGAUAUCCUUGAAUACUGUUUCUACGAUUCAUGGGCAGUCCUAUUGAGUAUAAUUAAGAUGCAAAAACUGGUUUCAUACCGAUUAGAUGUGAUGAUUUAUAACUGUGAAUACGCACAACCAUUCCAUGGUGGUAAAACAAGCAUGUUGAACUGUCUUAUAGCUAAGGAGUAUAAUAAGAAACAUAAUGACAAGCCGGUAUCGUACGGUAUCAAAGAUAAGAAGAAAUUUCAAGGUGCGGAGGUAAUCGACCCAGAGACCAGGUAUUACAUGGAUCCUAUUUAUGUACUUGAUUUUGCAAGUUUGUACCCGUCGAUAAUGCAUGAAAACAAUAUGGGACCUGAUACGCUUAGGUAUGAAAAGCCCAAUGAGAAACAUCGAGUGGUACAUCUCAUAGACAAUAACAUGGGAAUAAAUCAGGAUAUAUACUUUAUCCAUGAGGAUACCCAAGAAAGCAUCAUACGAAACAUUCUCACGGAUCUGAUAAAAAAAAGAAAAGAAGCCAAGAAAGAGCGUGACAAGUAUAUUGGGAUCAAUGAUGUGAUGUAUAAUAUACUAGAACAAAAGCAACUUGCGUAUAAAGCAUCAGCAAAUGCAUUAUACAGAGGCCUAGGUUCACCAUAUCUCAGUAUUGCUGUACUAGUGAUAUCACAGUGUGUGACCUUUGUUGCUCGAGAACUGAUAAAAACUUUAAAAAAAUUUAUAGAAUCGUAUCACACUGGGGAAUAUAGAGAUGACCAUAACAUGAUCUGUGACGAAACCAGUGAGGUAAUCUAUGGAGACACAGAUUCUUGCCUAGCACGAUUACCAAAGCAUAUCUUACAUUAUAUACUUGAAAAGUACUACGGUCAUUUGAAAUACAUAGAGUUGAAUAAUGGUUUGGUAAAGAAAUAUGAAGAACUUAUAUUCAAGAUGUAUGAUGAGCUUACCAAAGAGGGAAGCAUAUUUG